CUAACCUUAAAAUAUUUUAUUUAUCGUAUUGGAUCAAGGGAGGAUGCAAAUUUUUUCUCGACAAGUUUCGUAUCAGAAUGUCUAGUUAGAUGUUUGCUAAAGGACUUUGAAAGGGCGUACGUGUUAUCACGUACUUUUAUUUCUGUCAUUCGUGUCGGAUCUUAGUUCUUACUGGGAAAACUGAGGUAUAUGGAUUGCUGUGGAAAGUACUGCUUGUGUUCGAAAGAUGGGUCAUGGUUCGAGCCGUUCCGCUUCAUCCGCAAAUAUUCUUUCCGCGGACGAGCUGACCUUGGUGGAGAAUCUGUUCAAGUCCAUGUCUCGAAGUUCAGGCUCCAUAAAACGCGAAGAUAUAUUUAAACACUGGUCUACCCAUUUAGACGAUGUACUAUUGCAAUUUGUAGUAAAGUUCCUUUGUCAUGAACCAGGAAAGAGAGUGUCUGCUAUUAAUGGAGAGAAUUUUGGCAGACUAUAUGUGUUUGCUGUUCGUGGAAGUCCAGAGGAGAGAACUAGCCUGAUUUUUAAUGGUUUCUCAGAAGAGGAACAGAAACAUGAAAUACCUACCACAACGUUCCUUCAAUAUGUUCAAGCUACUAUAAAUUCCUACUUGAGACUGCAAAAAAACUCAGGAAAUGCACAUUAUUUAACAUGGAGUAGCAUUGGUUGCACAGUAAAUACUAGGAGGAUAGGAAUGAGGUCCAGAAGUUUGUGUGAAGAUCUAGUCAAAUAUGGAGAUACACUAACCAUUGAUCAAAUAGAGAACUGGUUCUCGUCAACAGUUACUUUCAAGACCAUUCAGUCGCACGUAUUCCAGUGCCUUUUCUUAGUCUCUCAAAAGAAAGGAGAUAAGAAUACGAGUAGUAAAUUAAACGAUUUAAAUCUUUUGCCUGGUUGCAAAGGCUUAGAAAAUAUACCACACUUUCCUAGCAUUCUGGGACUGGGUGAUGUUUUGUUCUUGAAUCUAAGUUUGCCCCAUGAACUUCGCAAUGAAUGGAGAUUUCUAUUUUCUAGUCAAGUGCAUGGGGAAUCAUUUUCUACUAUGCUUGGUAGAAUUACCAUGCAAGGAUCUACCAUUAUAAUACUCCAAGAUACAGAUGACCAUGUAUUUGGUGGUUUUGCCUCAGAUAAUUGGGCACUUGGACCAAAUUUCAUAGGAAAUCAAACCUCCUUUUUGUUUAAACUUGAACCAGAUAUACUCACGUUUCCCUCUGCUGGUUACAAUAACCAUUAUCAAUAUUUAAAUCUUUAUCAACAAACUAUGCCUAAUGGUCUGCUUAUGGGAGGUCAAUUGAAUUACCCAGGUUUAUGGCUGGACUGUGAAUAUGGAACAGGAAAGUCAAGUAUAUCCUGUAUAACCUUCCAGAAUUAUGUACAAUUGAGUGGUAAGGAGAAUUUCAAGCUGAAGCAUUGUGAGGUUUGGGGUGUAGGUCCCCUUCCGCAAGCAGAAGAAGAAGAAGAACGAGAGUCGAAGUCGGUGUUGGAUCAAGAUUCUUCCGCGAAAGUUAUACUGGAGAUGUCUGGCCGUAAGAUGUACAGCGAGAUGUGUGGUUUAAGAGAGAAGAAAGAGUAAUUGUGAUGUUAAAGAUUCUACAGAAAGAACACACAUAUCAGGCUACUCAAAACUGUAUCGGCUUUUUAGAAACG
Eufriesea mexicana is the source of this 1641-nucleotide messenger RNA. RefSeq names its product TLD domain-containing protein 1. Lineage: Eukaryota; Metazoa; Arthropoda; Insecta; Hymenoptera; Apidae. Gene Ontology annotation, cellular component: nucleus. The record is from RefSeq and is a predicted model, not a curated record. Bases 227 to 1567 code for a protein of 446 amino acids. Gene Ontology annotation, biological process: response to oxidative stress. The transcript has 2 exons.